UAGUUCUUAAAAGUCAUCACCAGGAAAAACCGGCCCGAGCCGUCCCACGUAGUCGCGAUCUCACCUUUGCAUGAGCGUGAUAGAAAAAGUGGGCGUGGGUGUGCGGAACUGUCAGAAAGGACUCACGCGGACGCGCGCGCCACAUACGCACGCACAGACUCGGGCUCACCGGGAGUGCGCGCCAGCUGGAGAGAGUGAGUGAGCGAGCGAGUGAGCGAGCGGGCGCGUGUUGUCGGUUUGUGUGAGCGAGCGAGUGACGCCUCCACCGUCCUGCAAAAAAACAAAACAAAAAAAAAACCCAAAACAAAAUCCCAAGAGGAAUUACUACUCCACGCAGCCGAGAAGCAGAAGGUGAAGGAGACGAGAGGAAUACUCGACCAUGGCGCUCGCGUCCGUGUGGAACUACCGUGUCCCCCUCGUCGCCAUCGCCGUCAUUAGCCUGGCUCACACCGCAUGUUGUCAGGCAGUGCAAGCAGAGAACGUCACUGUGUUGGAGGGCGGCACGGCCCAGAUUUCCUGCCGCCUGCAGAACUAUGACGGAUCCAUUGUGGUCAUCCAGAACCCUCGCCGGCAGACGCUCUUCUUCAACGGCACGCGUGCCUUGAAGGACGACCGCUUUCAGAUGGUGCUUUUCACGCCGCGGCUCGUGCGCAUCACACUCACCAACGUCAGCGUCUCGGACGAGGGAGGCUACUUCUGCCAGCUCUACACAGACGCCACGCACCACCAGGUGGCCACGUUGGCCGUCCUGGUACCCCCGGAGACGCCUGUGGUGGAGGUGAAGCAGGAGGCCGUGGAGGGCGGCGACGUGGAGCUCAGCUGCGUGUCGCAGCGAAGCAAGCCCGCCGCCACACUGCGGUGGAUGCGCAAUGGCCGAGAGAUUCCAGGUGUGGUCUCGCAGCAGGACAAUGGCAAGACCAUCAGCGUAUCGAGCACCAUCCGCAUACCCGUUGAGAGGAAGGACAACGGGGCGGCGUUGAGCUGCGAGGCCCUCCACCCGGCGCUCGGAAACCAGAAGAGGAUCCGACACUACCGCCUUGAUGUGUUCUUUGCACCGACCGUCAGGAUCGUGUCUCCCGCUGGGAUCUUGCGAGAGGGCGACUCGCUCAGCCUGUCUUGCUCAGUCGUUGCCAACCCACUGCCCAGGGCCAUCCAGUGGUCCAAGAUCAACGACACAUUACCUGAGCGGGCCGAAAUCUCAGGGCCCACCUUCCAGAUUUCCCGCCUGAGCCAGUCGCACAACGGCACGUACUUGUGUCAGGCGCAAAACAACUACGGGCGAGCCGCCGAUCACUACACUCUGCUGGUCUACGAUAAUGUGUCACUCCCAAGCAUGGCCCCUCUCACUCCCACUUCCCAUCCCAUCGUCACCCCAUCCCUCCCACUGGACAUAAAAGAUCCCGGUGCAGUGGUGGAGACUCACAGCGCGGUACCGUACGCGGUGAUUGGUGGCGUGCUGGCCCUGCUGGUUUUCACCGUGAUCUGUGUGCUCAUCGUGACCAUCUGGUGCUCCGUGCGUCAGAAAGGCUCCUACCUUACCCACGAGGCCAGCGGCUUGGAUGAACACGGCGAAGUGCAGGAGGCAUUCCUCAACGGCAACGACGCCAGCCAGGGCAAGAAGGAGUACCUACUGUAGCCUCAUUGUUAUCCUCUGACCUUAUCCCUGUCCCCCUUCCCUUCCCUUUCAUUCCGCCCCCAAUCCCACAGGCAAACACACAAACAUGCACACACCUCGUAAAACCACACAAAAACUCACACACCUCUGCAAAGAAGGAGCGCCUAUGGAGCCAUAUAUACGGCCAUACAGUCCGCUUUCUGUACAGCCAAGAGGGGAAAAAAGGAAAUGAAAAAUGGCAAAUUAAGGGGCUAUACACCAAGAUGAAGGCAAGAAAUGUAAGAGGGAAUCAUUUGAGGCAAAUAAUUGCUGUCAUUUUGCAGCACAAAGUGUUAAAUGUACUCCCCAUUGUGCCAUAUUUUACAUGCAAAGGUCGGUAAUCAAGCGCCGACAAUGCUGGGGAAUGUUCUCAGAUAUAGAAUUCCUGGAAAAAGAAACUCGUCUCCUUGACAUUUUCAUACUUUAUGAAAUACUUCACUUAUGAUGUGCUGCCUCCCUGAUUGGUGGUGGUGGUGGUGGUGGGGGGGUUGUCCUUUUUCACACUUUGGGCUCCACUUCUGCAAAUAGAACCAUCUUGACUCAUUGCUACACCAAGGCCGCAUCUCUGGUCAUCCAGCGGCAUAUGGGCCAGGGGGAGCAGUGGCUCACUUGCAUGAGACAGGGCCACCCCUUCAAAACAGGUUAAUUUUAGCAAGAUGAGAAAUUGGCUAUGGGAAAAAAAAAAGAACUGAUUUGGAUUAAGAAAAAAAUUAUAUAAUACUGUGGUGCCUUGAGAUACAAGUAACUCAUCUGAAUAGUGUUUCAAGCCACAAGGCGUUGUUCAGCUAAUAUUUUGCUUUUGCUGGCAACCAAAAAUUCAAGAUAUUAGUAUGUAUGAACAGGAAACUCAACUCGCCUCACUCCACAAUAAGUAGAUGGAGAACAAUUAAUCAAAAAUCAAUUAAUCAAAUUCACAAUUCUUCAAAAAUAGACUUAGUAAUUGUGAAAAUCCUCUUUGGCGUCCUCAAACAAGCACUAUAUUGCCCCCUGGUGGCCAAGUCGCUCACAUCAGAAGUAAUCCCACUUGAUUCAUCAUGAUGCCCAAACUGUUUAAUUAUUUACAUUCUGUUUGAUUAUGAGGCUAGAAAGGUGAAAUGUUGGAAAACUUAUUAGAGCAUCUGCCUCGCAGUUCUGAGGAUGAGGGUUCAAAUUCCGGCCAGGCCUGUGUGGAGUUUACGUGUUGUUCCCGUGGCUCCGUCGGUUUUCUCCCUGCACUCCGGUUUCAUCCCACAUCCCAAAAGCAUUAAUUGGAGACUCUGCAAUUGUCCAUAGGUGUGAUUGUGAGUGUGGUUGUUUGUUUGUAUGCGCCCUGUGGUUGGCUGGCAACCAGUUAAGGGUUUUCUCCACCUCCUGCCUGAAGAUAACUGGGAUUGGCUCCAGCACUCACAUGACCCUUAUGAGGAUAAGAAGCUCAAAAAAUUGAUGAAUGGAUGAGGCUAGAACCUAAUAAUGGCAUUUCCAUUCUUUUUAGAGUUUUGACUUGCACGUAUCGUCCCAAAACAAAUUCAAAUUGUAUGUCAAGGCACUAUUGUAUGUCAUCUUCACUGUUUCCAGUUUCUCUAUUCCAACACUUUUGCUCUGGCGUGUUUGACUCUCCUGCUGGGAGGGUUAAGUGAUUUCCUUUCUUCAACACAUGAGGGAAAGGCAGUGUCUCCCUUUUGAGCCGCCUCUCUCUCUGUUAUUCCGUCCAUUCCAUCCAGCCUUCUUCUCGUCGCUCUAUCGCGUCGCUUUUAUUGGCUCCUCACAAUGAAAGGAUUAGCGUCGGGCUGCGUUCCUGACAGAGACGAAAAGGAAUAUGACUCGCGCCGACAUUAAAGAAAAGCUUAAUUAUUUUCGAAUGUCAUUAAGGGGAUAAAAAAAAGGUUUAGAAGUCUUAAUGGGAAGGGCAAGAAGAUAAAGAGGGAUGUAAAAACACUGAACGAGACAAUAAAACUCCUUUCUGAAUCGACCACACACAUACACACACACAUAUCACAUUCACUCAUAUGUAAACAUCGACGAAGCGAGUAUACAUAUCUCUGAAUUCCUUAUUUGUAUAAAAAAAGCAACAGAUGCGUAAUUAAACUUUGAAGAGAGAAGAAACUGUUUACUAUUGCAUUAUGAAUCUAUACUAUACUAACACAGAAUAUUAGCCUAUAGUGGCGCAGAGCCGAACAAACUACUGUCCAGUGAUCUUUAAAAAAAAAAGAGAAAGAAAAAGGAAAAGAAAAAUAGGACUUCAUCAGAAACCUACAAUGGUGUAUUAGGGCCACGCUGAAAAGAGAAAAAAAAGUCAUAAGUCUUAAUGUUGUGAGAAAAAAAAAUCACAAUCAAAGGAUAAAUUUGUAAUUUUGUUUCUGAAAAAAUACGUAAUAAUAUACAUAUGUAUAGUUGCUGCUGAUCUCAAAAUAUUUUUUGUCUGAGAAAGACUUUAUUCUCAGACAUACAUGUUGAAUUUUUUUUUCUGGAAGUUGUCCAACUUUUUUCUUGUAGCAUUUCUCAUCAUUUCUCAACAAUUUAGAACUUUUCAUUUAAAAAAAUGAAACCAACUUUUUAUUAUUUUUUGACUUAACUAGCUUUUCUUGGAAGAGAGAGAGUUUUCCACUUACAUGAAAAAAUUCUCUUAAUGAUGCAGUUUUACACUUGUGUGUCAUGACUUUUCUUCUCCAAAAUGACUUUUUCCCCCUGAAUGUUACAACUUUACUCUUAUACAAAAACUUAAAAGUAUGACUUGUAAAAUGGCUUUUUUAUUUUUUUUAUCCCACAUCUCCCAGCAAUAUUAUGACUUAAUUCUCAUGAGCUAAAUUUUAUUGAGAAAAAGAAUGUACUGUUUCAGUAUUCUGGCUUUAUUCUAAAAAAAUAAAUAAAUACAUUAACACCAUGAUUUUAUGAUCAUAUUUAUGACUUUUUUUUCAAUUAUUUUUUCAUUUGAGAGUGGCCCUAAUACUGCCAUGUAGAAACCAGAGGUCUUAUUGAUUUUUUAAAUUAAAUACUUGUUUGCAGAAAUAUGAUUGUUGUUACUGUUAUUAUUAUUAUUAUUAUUAUUAUUAUUGACGUUGUUAUUAUGACAAUUGUAAAUGUUACAAGAACUGUACACUUCUCAUGCUUUGUUUUUAAUUCUACUGUAGAGCAGUGGCUGUCUUCUUUUACCCGAUGAUUUCCCCAGCGCCUUUUCCUCUCCUCUUCCUGGUAUUUCUCUCGCUAUCUCUCUCUUCUUCUCCUGUGCCCAGUUGUCGCCUCUCCUUCCCUUUCACUGUUUAUUUCGGUGUCCAUGUGUCAUUGUUGAUAUAUGCUGUAGCUAACUAUUUCUUUAUAGGAGUAAGCUACAAAAGCACGAGAAAAUAAAAAA
This is a messenger RNA of Syngnathoides biaculeatus (alligator pipefish), 4982 nucleotides long. RefSeq names its product cell adhesion molecule 4 (gene cadm4). Gene Ontology annotation, cellular component: cell-cell contact zone. The transcript is spliced from 9 exons. Bases 380 to 1636 code for a protein of 418 amino acids. Gene Ontology annotation, molecular function: vascular endothelial growth factor receptor 2 binding. Gene Ontology annotation, biological process: regulation of Rac protein signal transduction; regulation of wound healing; negative regulation of peptidyl-tyrosine phosphorylation. NCBI's taxonomy places the organism in Eukaryota, Metazoa, Chordata, Actinopteri, Syngnathiformes, Syngnathidae. The record is from RefSeq and is a predicted model, not a curated record.